Tilletiaria anomala UBC 951 is the source of this 2550-nucleotide messenger RNA. RefSeq lists its product as uncharacterized. The transcript has 2 exons. Lineage: Eukaryota; Fungi; Basidiomycota; Exobasidiomycetes; Georgefischeriales; Tilletiariaceae. The coding region runs from base 162 to 2141 and encodes 659 amino acids. The record is from RefSeq and is a predicted model, not a curated record.
GCGUUUCCGUCGUCAUCGCUUCAUCGGUGAAUCAGACGACAUGGAUCACAGCUGCGGACGAGGAGCCAGGAACUCACGCCUCGCUGAGCAUGGACGAUCGGGCAUGAUUGCAAAGUAGCUCCCGCUGAAAGAGUUGGGUCGGUCUGGAGCUUCUGCCCAGGAUGGAGUUCUUGCGCAACCAGGGGAAGCUGCCCAGCGGGCAACGAGCUGAAGCUCCACAAAAUCGCAUGGAAGCCAACUUCAAGCGUCCUCAUCCAAGCAGCACGAAUGGGUGCUCGGCUUUGAACAGCCCAAAUUGGCGUAGACCUGGAGAAAAUGACGACCUCUUGGCCAUGUCUCACUUUCAGAAUCAUCGCUUGGGGACCAGCUCACCUGUGAUUCCAAGCACAAGGCCGGCAUAUUCAUCGUCAUCUACGGUCGCUGCGGCUGAGAGUGAAGGGAAGGCCUUCGCUGCGUGGGAUUUGAAGGGGCCGGAUGCAGGCAACCAUGGAAAAUCAGAUAGGUCCGACAGCGACAUCGAGAUUGACUUUGAGGAGCCUGAAACCGAAGGCGACGACCGAUGUGUCCUCCAAAAUGGGCAGCCCAACUUUUCCGCUACUUCACAGCCAAACCCUCCUCAGAGUACGCAGCCAGCUGGCUCUGCAAUUUCCGAGCCAGGAAGGAGUAGCAUACUCAUCAGAAAAGCUACGAAAUUGAAAUUGCCGUCGUUCAAACGCAAGAUGGACUGGAGUCAGCGCUCCUCGUCGCUCAGCCCAAUGACGGAUGCGCACGAUGCCGAUACAGGCUUCGCAGUCGACGAGAGUAUCGCCAUCGAUGUCAAUUCCGGCGGUGAGUUGGAGGCUCAAGUCGACAUGAAGACUGUAUUGUCCUCAGAAGCAGUUGUCCAUCGUAAAGAGAAGACGCUUAAGAUCAUUCGGAUCGGCUCCCAAACGCGGGAAACCUACAAACAUGCUGAGCGAGUCGAAAUAGCAUUUAAAGCACUGGAGAAAAAGCAGAAAGUGCAGAAAAAUGUGGAACCUGCUACCAUUGCCGCCUCUGGAGCGGCAAGGAUUAGCGGCCAUGCUCAGAAAGGCGUCGCAUUGAAACUUGCGCCAGGAUGGGAGUCGACGGCGGUCAGUCGGAAUCAUAUAGUCGUGUCAGAGGUGCCCCAGGCGUCUCAGGGCGGCAAAGAUGCAGUGGAAGCACGCGACGGCAAAGCAGCGAAAGUGCGGGAUGUGGAAGCAGCAAAGCCCUCCGACAUGGUCACUCGAAAAGCAAAAGAUCUUCAAAUUUGUCCAUUUUGCGAUGGUCGCAUGCCAGACAAGAUGACACAAAAAUUGGAAAGCAUGAUGCAGGGUCUGCUGGAUCGCUAUCACGAAGACGGGCCGCUCAGCAUCAGCGCCAUGCACACGAUUGGCACUUGCGUAAGACAUGAAGACGAGCGAGUCCAUGUGCCGGAAGGUGUGAAGGCCGGAUGGCCGCAGAUACUGAACAAGCGAGAGUUGGAGCAAAGGGUCAGAGAUCCAAUAUACUGGUCUGUUCUGCAACAACGCAUCAAAGAUCCGACGACGAGCGAGUGGUACCUUGCCAUAUCUGAGCGAGUGGCCAAGGUAGGCAAGAAGGCGUUCUCUACCACUCAACAGAUGCAAAACAUUGAGGAUCAAAGGGCGGGCUACUAUGGUCAGCAAGGAUGGGAGCACCUGCUCACGCUGCUUUUGACUGCGUUCACAAAGGGCACCGACGUGGAUCCACGGUACCAUCUCACGAGCAAGGACGCGCUUGCGCGCAUCGAGCCACUCAACCCGACGAGCUUUGUGCACAGCAUUCUCAUGCCAGAGCUCAUCUUUAUGCUUCUGCGAGAUGAUAUGGAGAGAUAUGCUCAGCCAAACGGGAGUGCGGACGUCAAGAGGCUCCGGGAUGCAAGCACGCGCUACGGCUCUGCGCUAUUUCCUUCUGAUGGCGAGGGCAUCGAUCCCAGGGAGCUGGUGGCCGACGAUCAGGUCGAACGGUCGGACGAGCGAGGACAGCAUCAAGGCAGCCAGCAAGCUCGGAACGGAAGUAGCCGCAGCAGUAGCAGCGGUGUUAGAUCGUCUCAAAAAUCUUCAUCUCAGCCGUUUGACAUUGCAAAGAUCGCCAUCCAGAAACGAUCCCCGAGGCGUUGAGUGAUUCGCGGUACCUCAUGGAUCGCCAUAUCCAGCACCCAUUUUGGCGGCAGUUCGUCCAGUACGAAGGCUCUUGUCUGAGACUGCGAGUCUGUGACCCUGACUUUGCUUGGUUGGGUGCGCUACGCUCAGCUUUGAAUGCAUACUCAUGCAGUGCUCGCUUACGGCGCCAUGACUGUCUGCAAGGUCGUCCAGGGGAGUCGCAAUUCAUCGAUCCCUGCUGGGACACACCCUUGCACUGCAACGGCAGACUUGUCAUUCUGUACAAGCUUCAGCCACACGCCCCCGCAGUGACAGUGUUUCAACGACGUCACGCAACCUUUCAACGUUGACUAUGUCGUGUGAUCCCAAGCACAUCGCAAACAUGGACUUUUCCUGAGCAGCCAUAGAUGCCAAUUCUAUGCGAUCG